CUAAGGGAGCCAGGGUGACCGAGGGAGAGGCCAAGAGAGGCAGGAAGAGUUGGCAAAGGAGUGGUAGAGAAGGAAAGGAGGCUGAGCCGCCACGGGGGACAGGAAGCGGGGGAGCUGUCUUGAGAUUGGCGCCUGGUGAGCUCUGCCCUGCCCCCUCCAUGCAGUUUCCCAUGGGCCCCGCCUGCAUCUUCUUAAGAAAAGGCAUCGCUGAGAAACAGCGGGAAAGACCACUGGGACCAGAUGAGAUUGAAGAGCUCCGGGAAGCAUUUCUUGAGUUUGACAAGGACCGAGAUGGGUUCAUCUCUUGUAAGGAUUUGGGGAAUCUCAUGAGGACAAUGGGUUACAUGCCCACGGAGAUGGAACUGAUUGAACUGGGCCAGCAAAUCCGCAUGAACUUGGGUGGCCGUGUAGAUUUUGACGAUUUUGUGGAGCUGAUGGCCCCCAAAUUGCUUGCAGAAACAGCUGGGAUGAUUGGUGUCCAGGAGAUGCGAGAUGCUUUCAAGGAAUUUGAUGCCAACGGAGACGGGGAGAUCACCCUGGGGGAGCUGCAGCAGGCCAUGCAGAGGCUCCUGGGAGACAAGCUCACUCCCCAGGAGAUCUCCGAGGUUGUCCAGGAAGCCGACAUUAACGGAGAUGGCACCGUCGACUUUGAAGAGUUUGUGAAGAUGUUGUCUCGUUGAGGAGGUUCUGGAAUCCCACGUCACUCUCCACCUGGUCAACAUGGAUCAAGCCCUAGUGGAGGACCACAUCCCCAUGGGCCCUCAAAGGAGAGAGGGUGGGAGACUGGCAUUGCAGCGCUAUGGAUUGAGGUUAGACUGUCGUAGGGGUUAGAUGGGGUAGGAGUUACAUCUCUGGAGCUGGUUUAAGAAGGAAGAGUCUGCGUGUGGAAAUGUGAACGGAACAGUCUAGCUGCCGCUCCCCAGAUUCCAAAGACUAAUGACAUCUUUGGACUUCACAGUGAUCCUAAAUCCCUAUAACCUGCCAGAGUCUCUUCCCGCAGUUCCUCUGGGUUAAAGUCGUCUUUUCCCCUGUUAGACUCAAAGAGUUCAGCACAGAGUCUACCAUUCCCCCUUCUUGCUUCAACUGCUUCAAAUCUCCUCAGUUUCUUUCUCUCAGUAGAAGGAGGCAUGUCAAUCAUGAGGCUAGAAACAGCGUUCUUGAUAAGACUGGGCAUGGAACUGGUUAAUUAAAGAGGCAUCCAAGUGAGAUUACCGCCCCCCCACACACCCCUCCUUGAUUUCUUGGAAGCACAGUCUGUUUUUAUCUCUCUAGCCUCCUACUUCCUUCUCCUUGUGUCAGAUACUCGGGCCACUGAAUUAAAUCACAAAUCUGGAUUAUCAAGGUUUAGAGCAAGCUGAUCCCCCAGGGAAUUAAUCCCCCUGGAAAUGACAUCAUGCAGAGAGAGAGGAUGGGUUCUUCCAAAUCCUCGGCUCAGCCGGUCCUGCAAAGCCAUUCCUGGAUGCCCCCUGCCUCUGUGUGGCUCUGCCCUGGGCUGCUCAGGGAGGUUCCCUCUGUUAGAUUCCAUCCCUCACCUCCUGACCCUGAUCUGUGCUGGGAAACUGGAAAGAUAUAUUCCUCCUUACCUCUGCCUGCUA
Delphinapterus leucas (beluga whale) is the source of this 1595-nucleotide messenger RNA. NCBI's taxonomy places the organism in Eukaryota, Metazoa, Chordata, Mammalia, Artiodactyla, Monodontidae. The record is from RefSeq and is a predicted model, not a curated record.